Messenger RNA from Bathycoccus prasinos, 756 nucleotides. Its product is annotated as PREDICTED: similar to Zinc finger protein 271 (Zinc finger protein 7) (HZF7) (Zinc finger protein ZNFphex133) (Epstein-Barr virus-induced zinc finger protein) (ZNF-EB) (CT-ZFP48) (Zinc finger protein. Gene Ontology annotation, molecular function: RNA polymerase II cis-regulatory region sequence-specific DNA binding; DNA-binding transcription factor activity. NCBI's taxonomy places the organism in Eukaryota, Viridiplantae, Chlorophyta, Mamiellophyceae, Mamiellales, Bathycoccaceae. The record is from RefSeq and is a predicted model, not a curated record. Gene Ontology annotation, biological process: regulation of transcription by RNA polymerase II. The coding region runs from base 1 to 756 and encodes 251 amino acids. The transcript has a single exon.
AUGAGGCGAAGAAAGAAUCCACAUCCGAAAAGAGCGGUGAACGCGAGGACGGUUUUGAAGGGAGAGAAAGAAGAGAAAGAAGAACCUUUGGUGUUGUGCUCGAGGAUUCCUGACGAGGAGGAUGAUCUCGAGGUGAAUCAUCAUCAGAUACGAAAAGAAGAAGAAGAAGAGGGAGAAGAAGAAGAAGAGGGAGAAGAAGAAGAAGAAGAAGAAGAAGAAGAAGAAGAGGGAGAAGAAGAAGAAGAAGAAGAAGAAGAAGAAGAAGAAGAAGAAGAAGAAGAAGAAGAAGAAGAAGAAGAAGAAGAGGUAACUGUUAGGAAAGGAGCGAAGAGAAAGAGAGGGCACGAGUGCGAUGUUUGCGGGAAGAUGUUUGCAAAACCAUCACAUUUGGCCACACACAUGCGCAUUCACACGAACGAGAAACCGUAUAAAUGUGAUGUGUGCGAGAAGCGUUUUACUCAAUCUGGUAGUUUGAAAAUCCACAUGCGUAUUCACACGAACGAGAAACCGUACGAGUGUGAUGUUUGUGAUAAAGCUUUUCGUCAACCUGGUCAUUUGGAAACCCACAUGCGUAUUCACACGAACGAGAAACCGUACGAAUGUGAUGUGUGCGAGAAACGUUUUACUCAACCUGGUAAUUUGAAAAAGCACAAGCGUAUUCACACGAACGAGAGACCGUACGAGUGUGAUGUUUGUGAUAAAGCUUUUCGUCGAUCUGAUGUUUUGAAAACGCACAAGCGCACUCAUCAUCAUUAA